Molecule: messenger RNA, 2316 nt
Organism: Dermacentor andersoni
Lineage: Eukaryota; Metazoa; Arthropoda; Arachnida; Ixodida; Ixodidae
Product: protein-cysteine N-palmitoyltransferase Rasp-like
Biological process (GO): protein palmitoylation
Cellular component (GO): endoplasmic reticulum
Molecular function (GO): palmitoyltransferase activity
Source: RefSeq, a predicted model, not a curated record
GCGAACGAAAUGCCUCGCAUGUGACACGUCGGCUCGGCUGUGUUUUUACGCACGCCUUGGAAAAAGGAGUGCAGCCGUAGAAGGUAAACCGAAAAUAACAGAGCCGUUGUAGUGUCGAAACUUCAAAAUGGGCACGCCGGUUCCGCCCUAUGCGAAGAUUGAUGACCAGAAGGAUGCGUCUAGCAAACAAGAAGCAGAAGUGUACAGGUGGACAUGGACUCCAGAAAAGGUCUACCACUGGGCGAUUUCCUUCACACUCGGCUUUUAUGUCCUGUGGCGGUACGCGACCAACGAAGAGAACACAUUUCUCCUGGAGGAAAUGCGGCAUUCCUUCAGAGACAGCCCAUACGGUCUUCGGCAAAAGCAAGACAUGACGAAUUGGGGAUGGCGGACCACAAAGUACGUCGUGACCACGAUGUGGAAGUGGUACCUUUUGCAUCCCGUGCUAGGCCGAGCAACAGCCUACAUUGCGCCGUCGCUCGUUCCCGUCUUCUAUGCUACCUACUCCGCCCUGUUCGUGACCUUUGCCUUUGGCUGGGAAGUGACCAUCCUGUUCCUUGGACAGCACGCGGCGUUUUACGCCGCGGCCACAUUGCGCUUUCCUGCCCUUUGCUACGUGGUCGCCGCUGUGAUUCACAUGCAGAAGUUUGUGCUUCCUGUCGAUCCAAUCGAAUACAUGUAUCCCAGGUACGGCCUGAUGCCUUACAGGGCAGCCUUCGUCGGCUUUCACUGGAACCUCAUGCGCGGACUCAGCUUUAGCCUGGACUACAUUCGAGCCAAACGCGAGAAGCGCAGCGAUGACAACCAAAGCGGGUGGCCGCCUUACUGGCAGUCGCUGGCGUACUUCCUCUACCUACCCACAGUCUACCUGGGACCACCGCAGAACUACGACGACUUCGUAGCUCAACUGAACAAGACGAGACCCCCAUGCACGGUGCGGGUGACUGCUGGCGCCAUCGGGAGGUUACUUCGUUCCGGCGCCCACUUCUUCCUCAUGGAACUAGCUACUCACUUCUGGUACAGUUCCGCGAUGGCUGAAUGGCCCUGGAUGGCCGAGAGACUGGACCAGUUCACUUUGAUCGGCUACGUCGCAUCCCUGCUAUUUAUGUUCUACAUGCGCUACCGGUUCACCUACGGCUUUGCCGGCGCGGUGGCCAACGCGGAAGGCAUCGAAAUCCCGCCACAUUCUCCGUGCAUAGCCAUAAUGCACAGGUGCUCGCACUUCUGGAGGUAUUUCGACCGCGGCAUGCACAAGUGGAUUCGAAGCUACAUCUACGAGCCGAUCGUAGGUGGCCGUCGCAGUGUUCUCCGGUUGCUGCUGGGCACGGCGGUGGCCUUCACCUUCACCUGGGUCUGGCACAGCAUGUUCACGAGUGACGGUGUCUGGUGCGCGCUCAGCGUGCUCGGCAUAGCGCUCGAGGUGAUCACCAUAGAGGCGAGGAAGUGGACGCCCAUCAAAAACUUCGAGAGCCGCUACGUGGCGUCAGCUGAGCGGAUGCGAGUGGCCAGGGCCUUGCUGGGAUCCCCGCACUUCCUGCUCACCAUUUGUGCCUGCCUCUUCCACUUGGCAGAGCUGGACGUAUGCCUCGUCAUCUUGGGAAGAGUCCUAACCGGUUUUCCUCUCCCCAUGGUUCCCAUCUUGGUGGUCCUCUACAGCGCCUGCAACGUGGCCAUGGACGUGGCCGAGUGGCAGGCGUCGGCCGUAGCCAAGCAAAAUCAAGCUUGGUCGUCAAUUACACUUGACCGCACCGCGUGACAUAACUGUUUCGAACGGCAUCAAUCGCAUGUUGCUCCUUUUGUAUACUAACAUUGGAUUAAUAUCGUUAGUAGUAGAAAUAUUUUAGAGCUAAGGUGUGUAUAAGAGUUUCCCGGUGGUUAUUGAGUGGCAGUGGUGGCAGCGGCAACGCGUUUCCGUGUAUUGAACAUUGUGGUUCUACAGGCGGGCAUUGCGCGCAGUGGCACACGCGCUUUGUACAGAGCAGAGCCGGUGCCGUGUAGCCUGCGUGUUACAUAUGAACAUGCCUCUGAUAAAGCGGGCGCUAUAGUAGCAGUGAGCUAGGAUCUAGGGGGCGUUCGGAAACACUCGCCUAUUUUGAAAUAAUUCCAAUGAAUAGAGUGAAAUACUUUCGCGCAGCCUUGGGUAGAUAUCGGCUACGGGCCAGCCAGGCACAAAGGACUUCGAAAAAAAAGUGUCAGGGAUCUAUCAUACAGCUUCGCUCACUGUGAUUCAUGAGUUGUUCGCAUAUGCACACAUAUACAAAAGCUUUUGUGUGCGUCUGAUGUUUCCUUUUUUAAUAAAAUAUUUUCGAAAACAAA